CUUGGCGCCCAGCGGAGGGAGAGGGAGGCCAGGAGUCUCCCCUCGGAAUACUAUGGAAAAAUACCAGAUUUUGGAUGAGCUGAAUCCUGGGGCCUUGGGGGUGAACCUGGUGGUAGAGGAGACAGAAACGAAAGUAAAGCAUGUGAUAAAGCAGGUAAGAGGUGUGGACCUACACACUGCUUGUCAAGCCAUGCUAGAGCUGAUGCCGCUGCUGACGCUUCGGCACGCCCACAUCUCCACAUACCAGGAGCUGUUCAUCGUGUGGAAGAGCGAGGUCUCCUCUAUGUUCCUCUGCCUGGUGAUGGAGUACAACAAGGAGAGCUUCCAGGAGGUCAUUGAGAAGAAGAGGGAGGCAAGGACCAUCAUUGACUCUGAGUGGAUGCAGAACAUGCUGGGCCAAGUGUUGGAUGCUUUGGAAUACCUGCAUCAGUUGGACAUCAUCCACAGGAACCUCAAGCCCUCCAACAUCAUCCUUGUCAGCAGCAACCACUGCAAACUGCAGGACCUGAGCUGCAAUGCGCUGAUGACCCAUGAAGCCAAGUGGAACAUCCGCGCAGAGGAAGACCCCUUUCACAAGUCCUGGAUGGCCCCUGAAGCCCUCAACUUCUCCUUCAGCCAGAAAUCCGACAUCUGGUCCCUGGGCUGCAUCAUUCUCGACAUGACCAGCUGCUCCUUCAUGGAUAAAACAGAAGCCGUGCUUCUGCGCAAGUCCAUCCGGAAUCUCCCAGAUGGCCUGAGGGGCGUCCUGACGACCAUGGAGGAGAGGAAGGUCCCCAACGUGACAACCUUCUCUUCCCUCUUGCCUUUGAUGCUCCAGAUCGACCCCUCAGAGCGAAUAACAGUCAGGGAUGUGAUACACAUCACCUUCAUGAGCAGCGAUUUCAGGUCCUCGAACAUCGCCCUGACACUGCACCAGCAGGUGGUGCCUGCAUCCAUCACUGACAUGCUGUUAGAAGGCACUGUGGCCAGCAUUUUAGAGGUCAUGCAGAACUUCUCCAGCCGACCUGAAGUCCAGCUCAGAGCCAUGACCAGGCUCCUGAGAAUGCCGGACGCUGAGCUAGGUCUGCCGUGGCCAAUUGAGCUGGUGGAGGUGUUGAUCACCAUCAUGAAGCAACAUGAGAGGAUCCUUGACAUACAGCUCUGUGCCUGCUCCCUGCUGCUGCGCUCCCUGGGCCUAGCACUGGCACGGGACCCGGCAGCCGAGGUGCCGAGCGACAGCUCCAUCACGUCUGUCCUGCUGAGCAUCAUGCGCAGCCACCCCAAGGCGGAGCAGCUCCUGCUCAUGGUCUACAGCCUGCUCACCAUCAUCUCCAGCCAGGAAUCAGCCGCAGAGGAGCUGCAGGAGGCUGGGCUGUUUGAGCAUAUCCUGGAGCAUCUGGGCACCCUCCCCAGGAACAGGGACAUCUGCAUCAAUGGCCUGAGCCUGCUCUGGGCCCUGCUGGUGGACGCUGUCAUUGUGAACAAGGCUCCCUUGGAGAAAGCACCAGUCCUCGUUGCUGAGGUGCUAGCCACCUACCCCACAGAUGCGGAGAUGGCUGAAGCCGGCUGUGCAGUCCUCUGGCUGCUGUCCUUGCUAGGCUGCAUAAAGGAGCACCAGUUUGAAGAGGUGGCAGCGCUGUUCCUGCAAAGCAUCCGGCUGUGCCAAGACAGAGUCCUGCUGGUGAACAACGCCUACCGGGGCCUGGCCAGCCUGGCAAAGGUGUCUGAGCUGGUGGCGCUGCAGGUGGUGAUGCCCGAGGAGGGCAGCAGUGGCCUCAGCUUCAUCAAGGAGACGUACCAGCUCUACAGGGAUGACCCAGAGGUGGUGGAGAAUGUCUGCAUGCUGCUGGGCCACCUUGCUUCCUACAAGGAGAUCCUGUCCGAGCUGGUGUCCAGCGGCAUCCAGCCCCUGGUCCAAGAGAUCCACAGGCGCUUCACCUCCAGCCUGGUGAGCGCGCAGGGCCUCCGCAAAGCAGGCCCCACAUCCGCCUCCGUAGCCAGACCCAGGCAGUUCGGUGAAGCCACGGGGUCUGUGCGUUCCACUCAGCGCAGCUGGCUGCCCCCCACCCCGUUCUCGGAAAGACCCUCACCCCUGGGCCCAGCCGCCCACGGGAACCCAGCGGCUUUUCCAGCUCAGUGGCCCAAGUCCAGAAGAGUUCUUUACAUCGCUCAAGGCGAUGGAGGGAACGAGGCCUCCUUAGAGGAAGCGCUGAAGAGCCAGUGGACAACUGGGUGCUUCCUGCCCUGGGACCCGGUGAACCCCAGCGAAGCCCACCGCCACGUCCACGGUGACAGCGCAGGGCAGGCACAGCCCCGACUCCCCAUCUGCACUCCCACUUGA
Ceratotherium simum simum (southern white rhinoceros) is the source of this 2320-nucleotide messenger RNA. NCBI's taxonomy places the organism in Eukaryota, Metazoa, Chordata, Mammalia, Perissodactyla, Rhinocerotidae. The record is from RefSeq and is a predicted model, not a curated record.